Myiozetetes cayanensis is the source of this 5669-nucleotide messenger RNA. RefSeq names its product DNA polymerase delta 3, accessory subunit (gene POLD3). The record is from RefSeq and is a predicted model, not a curated record. Gene Ontology annotation, biological process: DNA synthesis involved in UV-damage excision repair; DNA replication; nucleotide-excision repair, DNA gap filling. Gene Ontology annotation, cellular component: delta DNA polymerase complex; nucleus. The coding region runs from base 2068 to 3189 and encodes 373 amino acids. Lineage: Eukaryota; Metazoa; Chordata; Aves; Passeriformes; Tyrannidae. The transcript has 12 exons. Gene Ontology annotation, molecular function: DNA-directed DNA polymerase activity.
GACGGAGCGUCGGAGGACGGGCUGAAAGGAGCUCAGAAGUCACCCUUCACCCUGAUGGGGUUUGGUCCUGGCUGGUCAUUCCUGAUAUCCAACUGGGUCUCCAAGACUUUGGGUGAUGGAGAAGCCUCCUGGCUUGGUGCAAAAGGGGGUGGUGCUGGGAAGCCUUAAGCUAUGGAUUGAUUUUUCCUUGAUCCAAUUACACCAGGUCCCCAUGUGAUACCUAAGAAGCAUCAACCAACCUCCCUACAGAGAACGCCAGCAUCAAUCAAGUCCUGCAAGCACCAGCUACCAGCCCUGCAGUUAUUUAGAAGGACAUUUUCACUACAUGUUAUUCAAAAAAAACCCCUUUCCCUAGGGCUGUUGUGAGGGAACCUCUCAGGCUGAGAACCCCAGCUCAUUUGGGCAGGAUCUUGGUGGAUGUGUCCCACUGGCAGAACCACUUCUGCCCCUUCAAGCUAUUCAUUGACUCAAAGCAUGUUCCCAAAGCUGUGCCAGAGGGGAAGAAAAACAAGGAAAUGCACGUGUCAGGCUGUGCCGAGGGCUGUGCACCACAGGGUGCAUUAAGGAAGUACUUAAGGAAGCUCCUUGCUGGCCUGGGGAGACAGGUCAGAGCCCGUGCGUGUUUCUGGCUGAUUGCACUUCUCCUGGCAGUCGUCAUUUUUUGGCCCACCUUGUAGCCAACGUGGCAGGCUCCAAGCUCCUCCAAGCUUCCUGUGCCAGAAGGAGCUGUUUCCAAUCGCAGAGCUUGGAUGAAUUGUUGGACUUGCAUCAGUAGUAGUGAAGAUUCUCUCACCUCCGGUCCGUCCCCAGCUGCUGGCCAGACCCCCUGCCAGAGGUCACCCUUGCAGGGGUGGCUGCCCCAUUCCUGGAAGCGUUCAAGGUCAGGUUGGAUGGGGCUUGGAGCAUCAUGGUCUAGUGGAAGGUGUCCCUGUCCAUUGGAGGGUAUUUGGAGCGGGAUGAUCCUUAAUGUCCCUCCCAAACCAAACUAUUCUGGGAUUCUAAUAACUUCUUCUGACACCCAGUUCGAACCUCCCUUAUUUCAACUUAUGCCCAUAUAGGUCCCUCAGAGUAUAAAGCAGAUAUGAGUGACACCAGAACCAGAUUCCACAGAAUUUUAAUAAAGAGGAAAGAAAUCCUCUGCUGGAGGGUUUUUACCUCCUAUAGUAAUUCUUACCCUUAAAGCCAACCUGCAGAACCAAGGCACACACUGUGCCCUGAGGGUGAAAAAUGUAAUUUUACAGUUCUCAGCCACAUUCACCCACGUCAGGAACUCCUCCAGAAAGCUCAAAGCAGGAAACUUAAAGGAAGAAAGAACAAAAGAUGAAAAGAGAGACUCUUAAAAAAAAAAAAAAGAUGAGUAAUUCAUUUAAGACCUGAACACAAGAAGGAAAUGUCAAGCCAAGAGCAGAAUGUCACAGUACAAGAAUAACAACAGUAAAACAAAGAAAAAGAGAGAACAAGAGUGUGAGAGGAGGUGCCUGGGACACAGGAGGAAGAGGAUGUAUAUCAUUUUCUUACCAGCAAAACAAACACAGUGCCAACUGAGCAAUGCCAUUGUUGUGAGCACUAGAGAAAUACCCCAGCACUGCAGGGCCGUGUGCGUCACGUGAGUUUAUUUUAACACUUACUAAACGUGGGCAAUUUCCUUCCUUGACAUUUACCAGGUUAAAAAACUGUUGUGUUCAAGUGAGGAUCUGCAUCUGCCUGGAGUUCUCAUGGAGUGAGCGACUUUGCCCAGGGCAAGGGACACUCCUGAUAAAUGUGGCCACUCUCAGGUGGCAUCACUGCCUGCACUCCCCUUGGGUGACCACAACCCCCUGCAGCACCCCAGACUGGGGACAGAGUGGCUGGAAAACUGGAAAAGUCCCUGGAGGUGCUGAUCAACUGCAGCUGAACAUGAGCCCAGGUGACAUACAAAUGGCUGAGCUACACUCUGGGAGUCCAUGUCAACCAGGCUAAACAGAUGCUGUAUGAUUAUGUGGAGAGGAAACGGAAGGAGAACUCAGGAGCUCAGCUUCAUGUCACCUACUUAGUAGCAGGAGACCUCCGCCAGAAUGGACACGUGCAAUGAAGUCUAAGCUGUCCACGAUUGCGAGUGUGCAUGUGUACAGCAUUCAGAAGGCCUUGCUCAAGGACAGCUCCCCACUCUACAACACUGACUAUGACAUUGUCAAAACAAACCUGCACAACUGCAGCAAGUUCAGCGCCAUCCACUGUGACGCCGCAGUCCGCAGGAUGCCGCCUGACAUUCCCAGAGCACAGACGUCCCUGCAGGGCAGUUCUCAGAGGGAAAAUGACACGGAUGCUCCCAGCGCUCCUGCCGUCAAUGGCCACGGGCCGCCGGCUACCAAACAACCCUCGCAGCAGCACAAAGGGAUCAUGGGAAUGUUUGCAGCCAAAGCAGCUUCCAAACCCCAGGACACAAAUAAGGAGACCAAAGCAGAGGCCCCAGGUGUCUCCACAGCAAGCAGCAAACCACCAACAAAAAACAACAUCAUCAACAACUUCUUUGGGAAAGCUGCUAUGAAUAAACUCAAAGUCAGCCCUGUGCCUGAGCAGCCAAAGGAGGAGAAAGAAGUAGUCAAGCCUUCGGUUGCUGUGGCAGAACAAGAGUCAUCCCCUAAUCCUAUAGUAGAGAAACCUGGGAAGAGAACAGAGUCUGCUAGAAUUCAACAAAAGGACAGAAAAAGUAAAAUGAAGCGUGUGGACAGGUCGGAUAACGAGGAGGAAAGAGAUCCUGAGAACACGAAGAGAAAGAGGAAGCGAAUCAAACAACUUGAGUCUGACAGCAGCGAUGAGGAAGCAGAUGUCCCACCACCUCCCACACCUGAGGAAGAGAAAGCUCCAUCUCCACCACCUAUACCUGCUCUGAAAACUGAACUGGAGCCUGCAGCCAUGGAGGUGUCAGCUGGAGGGAGGAAGAGGAAGAGGAAGCGUGUGCUGAAAUCCAAGAUGUUUAUUGAUGAAGAAGAAGGCUGCAUGGUGACUGAGAAGGUGUAUGAGAGCGAGUCCUGCACAGACAGCGAGGAGGAAUUCCCCAAGCCCAAGCCACCAGCUGCACACAAACAGCCUGUGCUGCCCAUGAAGAAGGAACCGAAGGAAGAGAGGAAGACCCUGAAGAAAGGAGCAGCUCCUGCCAACAGAGCCAACAAACAGGUCUCCAUCAUGGGCUUUUUCCAGAAGAAAUGAACUGGAUCUUUCUCCUGGUCCUCUUGGCAGCUUGGGGGAGUGUAGCUCCCCGUUUUUGCAUGUCUCUCUGCAAGCAGCUGCUGCUGCUGGGGGAGGAGGACAACAUGCAACCCUGGGUUACAUAAGGGAUCCUGCUUACUGUGUAAGGAAGCCCUCUGGACUAGAUUUUGUAUUAGAGAAAAGCUUUUCUUUGUUAAUGCAAUAACUUCAGUCAUCUUCGCUAAGCAGUGUGGGAACUGCCAGCCAGAAGCAACAUCUAGAGGAACUCUUGGAAGACUGUUAAUCUGUUCACAUGAAAUUAUAUUUUUUUAUCUGGCCUUUCACCUGUUUGUUGCUAAGUUAGGAGAGGAGUUGUGGCAUUCUUCUCUCUUUUUACACCCUCAGCUCUCCAGAUUGUUCUGAAUGUUCACGUUGGGUAGAAGCCGUAACGUAGCAGGUCCUCAGACACAGGCACAAAUAUUGAACAUCUGCUUCAGCUUUAACUGAAUGAAAUGAAUUUAAUUUCUCCCCUAAGACUGGUAAAUAGUUUUUGCCCUGCCUUUCAUAACCUUUUUUUUGGACAAAAAAGUGCAUAUAAAACCCUGUUACUCUUGUCUUCCUUGAAUGUAUCCCCUGUAAACUGCUCAGAUGCCUAAUUAUAGACCACGACACUGUUGGUGCUCUGGCUUGACAAAAACAGCUUUGAGACUUCCCACCCAAUUGGCUCCAGAGGAAUUGGAGGAAGGCUUUGUUGUUGUUGGGAAAGCAACUGGAUCUUUAACCUUAAAGGCUGAUGAGUGAGAGGGGAGAGUGAUUAGAGGGCACUGCUGAUAACACCAGGCAGGCACCUGCUGCAUUUUGGGGUUGGCAGGUUUUGGGUUGCCUGAAGUGGUUUUUACAGGCAUGACCCAGACAAGAGAAGAGUUUUCUGGGACACCUCAUCAUCUGCCUGCUGAAGGACGUGUGUCACAGCACAUGGUCCUGAGGAACCUCAUUAACGGAGAGCAGUAAAUCACCACCGGCCUGUUAAUCAGAAAGGAGCUGUUGUUUUGGGUGCCUCCUGCUUUUCUGAUGCUUAAGUUGAUAGACAGAUGUAAAAAGCCAGAUUUUCCAGAGGGAUGGAUGCUGAGCAUUUCUGAAGCUUGGGCCAGUGAGUGUUCCUGAUGUCCAACCAGCGGUUGGUUGAGUGGUGUUAGGCUGACAUGUGUAUGGAUAUGGAUGUACACACGGGUUUAUGAAGCGUUUGUGGUUGGCAGAAUGAUAGAAUCUGAAGAGUGUGACCAUGGAACAACUGCCACCCAGCUGAAAAUGUCCUGACCUGUGGCCAGUGAAAGGGCUGACUGAGUGUGUUUACAGUCGUUCUGACCUGGAGAUCAGGUUGGGGACUCGGGAAAUUUGAGCACACACCGGUUGUGACCAAUUGGCUGGAUUGAAGUCAUGUCGCCCAAGGCAGUUUGUAACCCCAAAAGGUGUGAGAGGAUCCACUGCAAACCAGUGGCAUCACUGGGUUUGUGGCACUGCUGUGUCCUGGGGAAAGAAAAAACAAUCUUGUUCUGGCUUAAGGAAGACAAUUUAAUUAUUAGAAGAAAAACCCACGAUAAGUAAAUAUCCCAUUAAACGCAGAUAUUUUUUUCUAUUGUCUAUAUUCAUUAAAUGGUUUGUCACAUCCUGGUUUCCAGGGGUCAUUAUGAUAUUUGACUGCAUGGAAAUCAAAGAUGUUUCCCUGGUGAAGCGUGUAAAGAGUUCUUCCAUGAAAACUGGAAGCUUUAAACUGAGCGUUGUAGUGCACCUGAAAUCUCAGCAGGAUUUGUAUUGAAUUUGGACCCCUGCAGUCCUAUUCCCCUGGCAGAUGUUGACAGGACAUGGUGUCCCAGUGCUCUUGCUCCUCACCUCUGCCGUGGUCUCCCUGGAGCUCCCUGCUCCACCCCUAUAUUCCCUCUAUAACCAGAUCAACGUCACACGCCACUUCCUCAGGAAAAUGACUUAAUGUCUGAAGGAGCAGGACCUGGGCGAACUUCAGACUUCCAAAAAUUAUGAUCUAAUACUCCCCACUCCCGCACUGCAUGGUCUGCCAGCCCCAGGGGGGCCUCAGGUCCCUGGAUGCCCCCUCAGCCGAGGCUGAAGUGUCCCCAGACACUGCCUGGGAGCAAGAAAAUGGAGCUGGUUAGAGGGAGAAGGCUCCUUUGUAGGUGGAUGUCAUCCAUUUGUCACCUGGGGGCUGGCAGGGGGUGAAAUGUCCAGGAGCCAGGCUCUGGCUCUUGGAGCAACGACCACAUCUCCUACCUCAGGAUGUGGUAUUUGAGGGGCUCAGGGUCCAAAACCUCCUACUGGGAGAUACAGAGGUCUUUGUGUAUGUGUGAUUUAUAACUGGAGAUCCAACUCCAAGGGCAAAUCUUUUCCCCCUGGAUCUCCCCACCAUAUUUACACCCCUGGAAGAGCCUCAGAAGAGGCAGUGGGAGAGGGUAUUUGUUCAUGUAUUAAAUAAAGUGUGGUUUAUAGUG